UUGAGAAAGCAUUUUACCUUGUAACUUGUUAUAUAUUUUGGUUACCGUCUGAUGGAAACCAAAAUACUGAAUGUGAUGGCUGUUUUAUUUUCGUGGUUUCUGGGCAAACAAGUUGAUUGUGGCCCCAUGGACAACAGUGUCCCUCAGUGCUGCUGGCCGGGGCCUGGUAUUCCUCCUAAGUGUGGUCUGCUUCCCCCAGACUGUGGCUGUGUGUCCCUCGCCAGCCUGCUGACUCUGAAGACCUCCCUGGAGGCACGCUGCUGCCCUCCGUCUGCAGACGCUGCCAGCUUGUAGAUGCCCCAGGACUAGCAUACACAAGAACGCUCGGCCUGUUUUUCUGCUUCCUUUCCCAUGCCUGACUAUAAAACUCCAACUCCCUUUCGGAUCCAUCACCUCCCCACGCAGCCACUUGCUGAAGUGUUUGCCUUCUAAACGUCAAGGUUUUUGACAGCAGAGGCUUCAUCUUAUUGAAUUUUGUAUUCCCACCAUUUGACGUCAUUGUAUACGGUAUAGUUAACAGAUUAAUAGUGAAUAAAUAUAGAUUUAUAGGUUAACUCCUUUGCCAUACUGAAACUCACAGAAAUAGAACAUUUGCUAAGUAUAGUGAAUUGUUCCCAGUGUUUGAUUACAGAUGAUGUUCUCUCCCCUCCUGUCCCAAACUAUUCUAUUUAUGUUAGUGAAAUCAGCAGAUGACACAGAACAGUGCCAGUUGAGGGCUGAAUGCAAGCUCCUCUAGAGCAGACCUGACAUCUCAGUUCUCUGCUUUAAUGUCUGUAUAGAAUUGGAUCUACAAAUACUACAUAAUUGGCGUGUGCUCUGCCUAGAAUUCUUCCAAAACCCAAUUCAAGUUAAUUGACCAAAACGACUGUAUUGAAUGUGUAACUGAAAAAUUCAGAAUCUGGUAACAGGGUUUCUAAAUACUCAAAGUAUCUGCCAGUGUUCCUCUGGAUUUCUCCAUUUCUUGUACAGCUACUCUGUGUUAGCUUUGAAAAACUGAUACUUUUCAUGCUAUUCCAAUAACAGAUUAAAGGCAUUUUCCUUCUAUUCCAGUUCUAGAUAUGAGCAUCAAAGACAGACUGUCAUUAAUCAGCUAGGGCUGUGUGUCAACCCUAAGCCAAUCACAGUUAUCUGGAAACAGGCAAAUCUAGCUGCCUGGAGUUUGCUGUAAUUGGCAACUUCCUGAAACUGUGCUGGAUGGAAGAGGGGCAUUUCUGCAAACAAAGUCAGAAUAAAAAUGGGGAAAGAAUGUGAACAAACCAAAGCAUUAUAGAUUUAUAGAUUGGAAGUUUUCAGCCUGAAUCAUCAUCAUCAUCAUGAAUGUACUGAAAUUCCAUAAUAGAUAAUAUUCCAGAUAUAAAUACCAAAAAUGUUCAGGAGCACCUUAACAGAAAAAGUGUUGGCAUUUUGUAAAGGUGGCUCCUUGAUAUUCCUUGUGAAGAUCCAUGCCUUAAAACUUGGAGAAUGGUUUAAGUAUUUUAAACUAUUCCCAGAAACAACAAUUUACUAAAAAAAAAAAAAAAAAAAAAAAAAAAAAAAAAGUACUGCCACUUACCCAAAAUUCAAAAACACUUGAAAUGUUUUACGUCAUUCUAAUCUGUUUUCCUCACUGAAUUUCACAAAUCGCAGAGUUGUCCUAAUAAGUACUGUAAAUAAUAUUAUAAAAUCAUAUAUUUCUUGUUCCUAAAAAAAUUGUUAUACCACAUUAGACCCUGUGAACAUCAUUAAGGAAAAGAUUCCUUUAUCUGUUAAAAAGUUUAGCAAACUAACAUGUCAGUGAUUGAGAACAAUCAACACCUCACUGGACAUGUACUUACCAAUGAAGACACCCAUUGCUCAGAUAGGAAUGUGGCACUCUGAAAAUGCAGCAGUUUAGUCCUUCAUGCUAUUGUCAGGGUUCAUCCUACUGAUAUUGUCUAUUCUGUUCAUUAUCUGGAACAGAAAUGCUCCCUCAUAAAAUAAAUUGAUGACUCUUUCAGACUCCAGUCAGCCUCCAAAGUCUUAUUAAACACACAACUUCCUGAAGCAUAAUUCCUUAUCAGCUGCUUCUAACCUCCCUUGACAUCACUAUGCCUCUCAGAAGAUGCACAUCUAAUUCUCUUUGUCUCUAAACAAAAACCUGGAAUUAAAUCUUCCUGAAGCAAAAUGUGGCCGACACCAUACUAUUUCAUAAAAUUAAUGGAAAACCAAGAAGAACUUUGGCAAAUGAAGCCCAAAAGCCUAGAAGAUGAUGACUAUUUGACUAAGGACAUGGGAGAGACCAGCAUGCUGAAAAGACCUGUGCUUCUGCAUUCACCACAGACCACCCACAUUAAUGAAUUUGAUUGUCCCUUGGAACUUCAGGAGAGACAGGAACUCUUUGUGCAGUGGCGCUUGCCCAUUAAAAUAGCUGCCAUUGUGUCAUCUCUGACUUUUCUUUACACUCUCUUAAGGGAAAUAAUUCACCCUUUAGUAACUUUGCAUCAACAAUAUUUUUAUAAAAUUCCAAUCCUCGUCAUCAACAAAGUCUUGCCAAUGGUUUCCAUCACUCUCUUGGCGCUGGUUUAUUUGCCGGGUGUGAUAGCAGCAGUUGUACAGCUUCAUAAUGGAACCAAAUAUAAGAAAUUUCCACCUUGGUUAGAUAAGUGGAUGUUAACAAGAAAGCAGUUUGGGCUUCUCAGUUUCUUUUUUGCUGUACUACACGCAAUUUAUAGUCUCUCUUAUCCAAUGAGACGGUCCUACAGAUACAAGUUGCUAAACUGGGCAUACCAACAGGUCCAGCAAAAUAAAGAAGAUGCUUGGAUUGAGCAUGAUGUUUGGAGAAUGGAGAUUUAUGUGUCUCUGGGAAUUGUGGGACUUGCAAUACUGGCUCUGUUGGCUGUGACAUCAAUUCCAUCUAUCAGUGAUUCUUUGACAUGGAGAGAGUUUCACUGUAUUCAGAGCAAACUCGGAAUUGUUUCCCUCCUACUGGGUACAAUGCAUGCACUGAUUUUUGCCUGGAAUAAAUGGAUUGAUGCAAAACAGUAUGUGUGGUAUACACCUCCAACGUUUAUGAUAGCUGUUUUCCUUCCAAUAAUUGUCCUGAUAUGGAAAGCCAUACUGUUCUUGCCAUGCUUGAGGAAGAGGAUACUGAUGAUUAGACGUGGUUGGGAAGAUGUCACCAAAACUAACAAAGUUGAGAUGUCCUCCCAGUUAUAGAAUUGCUGUACUUUUUAUGCACAUCUUUGUUCAAUAUUGAUAUAUUUUACCACUAACAUUUCAAAUUUGUAUUUGUUAAUAAAUGACUAUUUGAGAACCUUAA
This is a messenger RNA of Cavia porcellus (domestic guinea pig), 3277 nucleotides long. It is a transcript of the gene Steap1, whose product is annotated as STEAP family member 1. The transcript has 5 exons. The coding region runs from base 2143 to 3174 and encodes 343 amino acids. NCBI's taxonomy places the organism in Eukaryota, Metazoa, Chordata, Mammalia, Rodentia, Caviidae. Gene Ontology annotation, cellular component: endosome; plasma membrane. The record is from RefSeq and is a predicted model, not a curated record.